Molecule: messenger RNA, 1527 nt
Organism: Aspergillus wentii DTO 134E9
Lineage: Eukaryota; Fungi; Ascomycota; Eurotiomycetes; Eurotiales; Aspergillaceae
Exons: 3
Coding region: 1-1527 (508 amino acids)
Biological process (GO): transmembrane transport
Molecular function (GO): transmembrane transporter activity
Source: RefSeq, a predicted model, not a curated record
AUGGAUGAAAAAGAAAUCAGUGUCGAUGUCAGCGACAACAACAAUGAAAGCCCUCCCCUCGACUGGCGCGUCUGGUCGAUCUUUAUCUCCCUUGGCCUGCUGUCCUUUAUCAGCUGCCUCGAGUCGACCAUUCUCGUCCCUGUUCUCCCAUCCAUCUCAAAGGCCCUGAACGGCAGCACCAGCAGCGCACUAUGGACCGGUUCCGCAUAUCUAUUAACCGUUGCAGUCUUCAACACCCUCAUCGGGGGCUUGUCUGAAGAGUUUGACCACCGGAAACUGCUCCUCAUCUCCAUCUCUUUGUUCUGCAUCGGCGCUCUGAUCUGCUCUGUAUCCCACUCAAUGACACCGUUUCUCGUGGGAAGGGCCAUCCAAGGAACGGGCGGGGGUGGGAUGCGCGCUCUGGUCAACAUGAUACCCACGGCCAUGGUCUCCCUCCGACAGAGGCCCGCAGCCAUCAUGCUCACACAGGUGGGAUACAUGGCCGGCAGUAUCCUCGGGCCAAUCGUGGGCGGUUUCAUUGGGGAGUAUACUACCUGGCGAUGGAUUUUCUAUCUCAACUUUCCUCUUUGUGGUCUUGUUCUUCCCGUUGUAGUGUUUGUCAUGAAGGAUAGAAACGACAAGGAGCGCUCUUUUGCAGACAAGAUCCGACGGUUAGACUGGAUUGGAGCCAUUUUAUUCCUGGCUAGUAUCUGCUCGCUCUUGAUUGGAGUUAUGUGGGGAGGAGAACAAUUUCCCUGGCGCAGCUGGCACACUCUGCUCCCGAUAGCCUGCGGUGCUUUUGGGCUGAUUGUCGCCCUGCUGUGGGAGGGAUACGGGUCUUCUGCUCCUUUUAUCGAUCUCUCCUCGUUCAAGGUACCGUCUGCCAAUGCCAUCUAUGCUGGUGGCUUUCUUCAGGGACUCCUGCUUUACUGUCAAUUAUACUAUCUGCCCGUGUACUUUGAGGGCGUGAGAGGAUACUCGUCGAGUCAUACCGGCUUAGCCUAUCUACCAGUCACUUGCACAAUGAUCAUCGCCAGUUUAGCAUCAGGAAUCCUGAUGCGAAAGAUCCCCCGACUACGCUGGAUGAUCAUCGCCGGCUGGACACUAGCCGCCCUUUCAUCCGGUCUCCUGUUCCUCUUCAACGCCGCCUUCGAAACCUACAAAUGGGUUCUGGUCUUCCUCGUCUCGGGCUUCGGCCACGGUAUAUUAGUGAUAACACUCAAUUAUGCCAUUCAAGUCGUAGCCGCGGGGCCUCGGAUCGGUCUAGCCGUGUCGAUGUACACUUUUCUCCGAUCGUUGGGGAUGUGCAUAGGCGUUUCCACCACGAGUACCCUACUUCAGAACUCGCUGCGUUCUCACGGUUCGCAGACUGGAGUUGAAAGCUCGCUGAUGCAAAUGACGGAUCUUGCUGCGCAUCCGGAUCUGCCGCCUGCUCUGCUGAAUAGUUUUCAGUACAUGUGCGCUGUUGUCACGGGGGUAUCGGCAUUGGGUCUCGUACUCUCGUUUGUCUUUGCAACACCAAAAAUUGAACGGAUUGGACAAGCUUGA